Molecule: messenger RNA, 3465 nt
Organism: Lineus longissimus
Lineage: Eukaryota; Metazoa; Nemertea; Pilidiophora; Heteronemertea; Lineidae
Product: archaemetzincin-2-like
Exons: 3
Coding region: 70-1203 (377 amino acids)
Biological process (GO): proteolysis
Molecular function (GO): metallopeptidase activity
Source: RefSeq, a predicted model, not a curated record
CAGAUAGGAAGUUCUCAGUUUUCACAGAAUUGCAGUGAGUUUUUUCUGCAAAAUCCGGUCUUCAUCAAUAUGCCGAAGACAAAAGCGUCGUCUCAGCGGAAGCAGAAGUCGAAAUUCAUACCCUAUGCGACUGGAUUCAAACCUCCAUCAGAAUCAGAGCAGAGGAAAGCCAUUAGUGCCAAAUCAUUGCCGAAAGAACUUGAGCCUAAUGACUCCUUUUUCUCCCCCGUUCCUGCCCCAACCUCUGCCGAUGACUGGUUAGCACAGUAUAAUGAGGAAGGACAGACCUUCACAGAUUUCCUUGAGGAAAAUCCAUGGAUUUCUUCUCUGAAACGCAAGGCAGCCAAACAAACUUUCGUAUCACGUGGAAACAGUCUUCCUGAAAAAUAUCCUGAUGGAAAAAUCUAUCUACUUCCUCUAGGAGAAUUUUCUUGUGGUUCUUCCCCUAACUUCAACAUCCUUGUUGAGUAUGCUCAGGCAUUCUUCUGUUUGCCAGUUGAUGUUUUGCCUGGUGUACCACUUGAGAGUGACGAGGGCUCAUCAUCUGUUCACUGGGUGGAAGCAAGGAGGCCAGGAAGUUCAUUGCGAUCAAGGAAGAUAACAAGACCACAAAAGUUCCACUUAGAUUCUCGACACAAUGAUAAAAGUGGUAAACGCCAGCUCCAAGUCAACUCCAUCCUUGUCAACCUGAAGAGGAACAUUCCAAAUGAUGCACUUUGUUUGAUCGCACUCACGAUGGAAGAUUUGUAUCAAGCCUCGAACGAUUUGUUCGUUGCUGGAAUGGCUGCGGGAAAUCAUCGUGUCGCUGUGUUUAGUUUCUACCGCUACGAUCCUUCCAUGGCCUUUUCGAUUGAACAUUGGUGGGAUACAAACAAAAAUAUUUUGGUGGAUGAAGAGGAGAGAAUGAAGAUGAUAAUUCAGAGAAGCUGUAAGCUUUUGGUUCAUGAAGUUAGUCAUAUAUUAGGCCUAGAUCAUUGCAUAUUUUUUUCAUGUUGUAUGAAUGGUUCUGGGCACCUUAAGGAGGAUUUCAGUCAGUCUAUGCAUCUUUGUCCAGUCGACUUGCACAAGUUACAUUUCUUGUGCGGGUUUGACAUAAUUGAAAGGUACGGGAAGCUAUUAGAAUUCUUUGAGAAAUAUGAUUUGAAGGAGGAGGGGGAUUGGGUUAAGAGGAGAUUAGAAUAUCUCAAUGAAGAGCAUGUGUGAUACUGUUUACAGUUGGAACUUUUAAGGAUUGACCAUAGGUACCGCUAUUUUGGCUAGAUCUCAAAAUCCGUAAGCAAUUAAAACUCUUUCCAAAAGAAUUGAAUGCUCAUUUUAAAUCCGGGAGGCUGUUUUCUGAAAACAGAACAGACUUCCGCCCUUGAAAUGAGUAUUUACUACAUUUUGAAAAACUUCUAAUUGCCUUAUGAUUUCAAGUUCUAGCCAAAAUGGUGGUACCUAUGGUCAACCCUCAGGCAUUCUCCGUUUGUUCAAAAAUUUGACAGUUGAACUCGAAUUUGAAAAUUUCUAAUUGUGUAAAAAUAGUCUGAAUCCAAUUUUCAAUAAUUGUGUAGACAGAUAUACAUUGCUAUUACCAUGCUGAAAGAUAUUUGUGUGGCCUUAUGUUAAAUAGAAUAGUUUACCACAUUUGUAUUGUUUCAUCAUAUUUUAUUUUGUUUUUUUGCACAAUACUGAAAUACAUAUUUGUGCCAUCAUAAUAUAUUAUCAAGUAUUCGAUGAAUACUUGAUAUUAUCUAUUGAAAUCUGUCAUACAUUAUUAUAUUUCUAUACAUUUGGAGUGCUCUCUUUUUUAUCAUAGUAUAAGUUUAAUGAAGUCUAUCUUGCAAAAUAACAUUUUUCCUGCAGGCGAAUUGAAAUGAUGUUCUUGAACAAACUAGGUUUAGAAAACAAGAUAGAGGGACUAGAUUAUUCAUAUUGUCUGGGCGUGCGUAAAGCUUUAGCUGGGGACAAAUAAUUAAUGGAUCACCAUUGUCACUAUUAAUCCCAUCAUUGAAUUUUUAAUGUAUGCAAUUUUUGGCAAUCAAUGGUCACAGAGAAAAGGUUACAUUUUGUUUCUUUGAAGGGAGAAUAUCUGUUGGUCCCUUAUGUUUAACUGAAAUAAAGGUGGAGGUACCAUUUAUUUUAUUAUUCGCCAAGACUUUUAAUCUCUAUCUAACCUUUAAUCAGACCUUAGACUGGGUAUGGAGCUUUUUAUUUAUAGCGUAUAUGUAUAACUUAAUGAUAACUAAUUUAUUAUUAUUGUCUUGUAAAGAAUUAUAUAUAAACAUAUCAGAGGUUUGUAUUUCAUUUAGAUAACAAGAUAUUUUUUCAUUGAUUGCUAAAUAAUCAUGAAAGCUGAUGUGAUAAUGAUAUGCAUACUUGACAGUGUGCAUGUAUUUGUGUGUAAUAAUUUAUUUAAAAUGAAGCACAAAUAUUUGUGCAGAAGGACAUUUUAAAGGGCCGCUCCGUUUGUUAAAAAAAUUGAAAAUUUAACUCUGAUUAUAAAUUUGGCAAUGCCACUGUGUAGCCGGAUAUAAAAAUACUUCAGCAAAUUUUGCAUGCAUAACUGCACUGCGGCAUUGUGUAUUGCUUUUUUUCUGAGCCAACAGUGAAUACAAUGAACGCAAGUGGAGUACCUCUUUAAAUAGUCUGUUGUAGGGCUGGGGUGUGCAAGAUUGUUCCUCAGGCUGGUAAGAGCCACUUUGGUCAUUUUGAGGAAAUUAUCAUUGAAAAAUAACAUAAGGUCUGUGACUUACAAGUUGGCAGCAAUGGCACCUAGUCUAAUACAUAAAGAGUUGUGCUUAGAGAUAAUCCAUAACAUUUGAUAAUCCUAACAAUGUUAGGAAGAGGGGGAGGGCAGGUAAGAGGCUUUUCAGGAUUGUCUUUUUAGAUAAAAACAUUGAUUUGUUAGAGUUCCUGGCUGUGUAUAGUUGCGUAGUUGUUAAUAAUUUAUGUUAGGAUUCGGGGGGAAGGGGUCAAACUCAAUACAAACAUUAUCAGGAUUCUGAAACACAGUGAUGUUUAUGGACAAUCUCCAACCUGGCUCUUGCUGUCAGUGAAAGCGAUAUUUGGGGGGGGGGAAUGAAAAGCAGUGUUUAAUUUCAACAAUGCCGUUGUGUAGACAGAUGUGCAAUACUAUAGAUACCAAGUUUGAGCAAAUUUGUAUGCAUAAUAGUACACUACAGCAUUGUGUGUAACAGCUUUUCUAUUUUCUUGAGCUAUCACUAAGUACAAAUGGUGUAUCCCUUUAAAAGCUUUUAGACAGUUCCGGGAUAAAACGUUAAUGUGGAUUAGAAAGGACAAAAAAUAGGCCUGGCCUUAAAACAUAUUUUAUUUUAAUGCAAUUUUUGGAAUUUUGUUUAUUUUGCUCAUGUUGCUAUCCCUGUGAGUGGUUGCAUGUUUCUGAUGAAUUUCACUUGUCAUGUCAUACCAAUACUGCUGUUGCUGAUUUGGUUGUGAUUAAUGCUUCACUAAUAAAAGUAUGAG